This is a messenger RNA of Saprolegnia diclina VS20, 1543 nucleotides long. RefSeq lists its product as hypothetical. The coding region runs from base 26 to 1489 and encodes 487 amino acids. The transcript has 9 exons. The record is from RefSeq and is a predicted model, not a curated record. NCBI's taxonomy places the organism in Eukaryota, Oomycota, Saprolegniomycetes, Saprolegniales, Saprolegniaceae.
GCAUUUGAAUUUCAAAAGGAGCGAGAUGGCGUUCGAGUACCGGCGGCUGCUCGAGGACGACCGCGCCAAGGCGUACCUGCGCAGCUUCGCCUCGGAGCGCAGUCACUGGAACGAGCUCGUCGAGGCCACGUUCCUCUACGGCGUGCACUGCAUUGCGCAAAACUACGCGCUGCAUACGCUGACCACCGACCAAGUCGUCGACAUCACACGGGCUACGCUCAAGAAGCCGCUGCACUACCAUGCCACGCAUGCGGUCCAUGCGCACGAGGCAGCGCCAAAGCGCGCAAUGGCGGCCAAACCCUCGUCGUCGUGGCGGCGUGGCAGCGCGGACGAGCCAAGCCCGAACCCGGUCGCGCCGCCACCGCCCACGACUCCAGCACCGGCGCUUCCCGACGGACGCCAGGAGCUCGAGAUGUACGCGGCGCUCGUGGGCAAGCCGUGGAUGCAAGCGGCAUGGCAAUCGUUCGUCGCGACGACCGGGUAUCCGUCCAUCGACGUCGACGCGUCCGAAGACGCGUUCUACACCGCGUACGACGCACUGCGCGCUGCGCCGACGCUGACGCCGCACCCGGCGCCCCGAACGUUUCUCGAUUUUGUGCGCGCUGCCUUGUUGCACGGCUUGCGCCCGCCGGUCGGGACAGAUGUCGCACCACCAACGAUACAAGCCCCAAACACCGUGGAUACGUCAAGCCAGCUUAACCCAGCAAAGAUGGACGUAUCAUGUGACCAGCGUCGUCCAGCAACGACGUCCACGACACGAAGCCAGCCUAGUCCGGCCAAGGCGACGACGAGAAGCCAGCCCAGCACACCGAGAGCGAGAUCCCUUACCUCAGCGAGGACAACAACAACAACGUCCAAGGUGAAGACGGAGCUCGAGGCGCCAAAGGCCAACGUGCUUCGCGUCCGGAAGAACACGACGCAGCGCCUGCACGAAGCGCUCGCCAAGCACAAGCGCAAUGCCAAUGACGCUACCACGUCGGUGCCACCCCGCGCGACGUCGCGCCCAAUAGCUCGCCCAGGCUCCAAGGCGCUUGAGAUCGCCGAGAUGCUGGCAGCCAGUCCGUUCUUGCAGACGGUCGAGACGACACUUCCCGAGCCAACGACUACCGAGCCAACGCUGCAGUCGGAGCUCUACGGACCCGACCUGGUCGACACGGACGGCUGCAGAGCUCCAUCAGCGAAUCGGCAGCGCGCCAAAGACGCUCUCAAGCCCAAACGCCACGUCGACUACAAGGGCUGGCUUGGCGACUACGGACCCGCUCAUACGCGCACGCUGGUGCCUGGCGACUGGAGUGAGCUCGAUGACGCCGACACGCGUUGGCUCCAGCAACGCCGCGGCACCAAAGCCGGGGACCUGCCCCCCUUCGAGUGGAACUUGGAUGCGAUCGACGUCGAGGUUCCGCAAGAGUCUUCGGGCACAUCUGCAGUGCACACGUCCGACAUCGACCCCGCUUUCGAAUGGCUCGUGCCCGAGUCCAGGCGAGUCUAAGUCAAAAUUUGACUUAGUAGUAGCAAAUACUAGAUUUUUUUCUUUUUAUGGGGA